UGUUUCUUUUUAUUUUGGCCAUCACCGUCACCAUAAGUGUGGGAGUCCUGCUGUUCACUGCCGUGCCGUUAUGGUGGCUGUGAGUACGUAGCUAAAGGACGGAACCGGUCAGGUGGUGAUUUUGUGAGCGGUGACUCUGGGAUUGGUCUGGUUAUUUUGGUUUCUUUGUUUGUUUUGUUUUAUUGGUUGUCUUUUAUGGUUUAAUGUGUUUCUUUUGUUCUUUGGUUGCAGGAGCUGAGUGUGUCCGGAGGCGGGCUGACUCCUUGUUGCACCAAGUGGCGCAAUCCUAUUGAAGGUUGCUGCGUCACUAUUGCUGUGCCUUUGGUGUGAUCUUGAGUGGUGUGGUUAUUCUCUUGCACAAUUAGUGUGUGUGUUAGCCUGCUCUGUCCACAGGACGCCUCAGCUCCUAGCUGAUUUAUUUUGAGUUUGAUUGUUAUUUUGUAUUUUGGGCUUUCCUGAUUCAUGUGUAUUUUAUUGUUAUUUGGCCAAAUCUAUUUUUUUAUUGUAAUAAAUUGAAUGCUGAUUUUGUAACUACCUUUAGCAUCUCUUGCCUAAACCUUUUUGAGUGGCAGGGAUCUGUGUUUCUUUAUUUAUUCCCCAUUCAUUUGGGGUGGUGUAGUCAGCACUACUAGGCUCACAGGCCUUGAUUGCAACGCAAGCUCGGCCACACUAAUAAUGCUUGAAUGAUUACAGUUUUGUUUCUGUGAAUGGUUGUUUAAAGUUUGACUCGUAGCAGAUUGUUGGUCAGCAGUCUCUUUAAAAUGCAUCUUUAGGCCCAAGUAAAAAACCUCCUGACUAAUUUUCUAAAGCGCCUGCAUUUUAUGACACCGGAUGGGAAUGGUUCACCAAAAAACAAAAUUCGGUCUUUACUUGCCCUCAGAUUGUUCCAAACAUUUAUACAUUUCUUUGUUCUGCUAAACGAAUGCUAAAGCUAUUUGCAAUGACAUUAACCAAACAGAUCUCACCCAUGACUCAUAUUUUUCUACUAGGGCAGUAAAUAGACGAGUCGGGGGAUCUGUUUGGUUACUGACAUUCUUCCAAAUCUUCCUUGUGUUCAGCAGCACAAAAUACAUGUUUGCAACAACCUGUGGUGAACUAUCCUUUUAACUGUUCCAUGUAGUAACAUUAGUUUGUUUGCUGAAAACUGCAACGCAAAUCGCUGUAGGCUGUAUUUUGACCAAUUUCUGUUUUGAGUCUCUGAUGUUCUAUUUGUCCGCCAUUUCGUGCCACGCGCAGUAUGACCGCUGCGUCGUGUGCGCGCCGCUGACGUCACCGGGGGCGUGUUCCAUCUUGAGAAAUUAACGGACAUCGGCACAAUUCUCUCAGCGCUCAGUAAGUUGUAGUAUUAAAACGCCUGUACUUGGACAUUAGUCGCCGAUAUGUUGUCGUUAGGCCUGCAGGUUCGAUCAUUGUUUUUCGCCUUAUUUGUUAGCUAGUCGGUUUUAGCUUGUUGAUCCAGUCGGUGUGACGUUAGCAGAAUGUUCGCCUAGAGGGAGCACGCCGCGAGAUCAGGUGCAGCAGCUUGUGAUACACAUACAUUUAUGAGGGGCAAGCUGUCUGAAGUGUCCAGAGGACAGUAUCCAGUAGUGAUUCAUUGUCUAUGUGCAGAAGACCGUUUUGGAUUACUAAAAUUUGUCUACAGUAUCAGUUUUCUAUGUUAGGAAGAUAGAGCUGGCCUGCUGAUGACUGAAACUGAAGCCAACCCUGAACUGUGAGCCAGUGGAGGCCAGGCUGGACUAAUGGUAGGAGGCACAGUUUAUCUUCUUGAAACGUCCAAUUAUUGCUAUUGUAUCAGUGUUUGUAUGUAAAUAUAGAAUGUGAUAUUGAUUUGUAGAAUGCUGUGUUUAUUUAUUCUGAUUAAAACAUUUUCAAAACAAAUUUAUCAUGGAUAAAUGAUUGGUUGAGAAACCGUCUGGGGCAUUAGUAUGGCUUCAGCUUCAAUGGGUGAUUACAAAGGAGCGUUUUUCACCUCGCCCAAAGCUCACUUAUGUGUUUAACAAUGCCAAACCUUUCACUCACCAUCAUGCUAAAACCUCUACUCACCAUAGUUUUGUGUUAUGCUUCAAACGUCAUCCACAAGGGUUUUGAUAAUGAUUUAUUAAGAAAUUUCUGCAAUGUUUUUCACUAAAAUGGUCAAAUUUAGUGUGUCUGAGUAAACUUUGAGUCACUAAACAGUUGACCCACAGACCCUUGGAGCAUUUCAUAAAUUAGCACUUUUAUGUUUUCUUUGUAGUUCUGUCAUGCCUCAUUCGCUUCGCAACACCCAUGGCUGUAGAUUGCUAGAAGUUUGUUAAUAGUGAUAUAGUUUUAUUAUGCUAAUUUAGUUUUAUUCGGUUGGCUCAGAACAAUUGACCUUUGCCGUCACUGUCAGUAAUUUGUCAUUCUCUUAACGUCAUCAUAAAUGUAAUCUAUCUGCAUCAGGUUAAAGUAAAAAAAAUCAAAGCCACAUCUUUUAGUUUUAAGCCAACCGACGCGCUAUCGUUGUGAUUGAAAAUUAACUUGUUGUUUUUGCUUGUUCCAUCGCUCACGGCUGCAUGACAUAAUCCAUUUUAUUUUCCUUCUGUGGUAGACGAGCAUGACUUUACGCCAAACCACAGAUGCAUGUACGCUCUCAGAGUCCACCUGACCGCUGCUACCCUUUGCUUCCUGGCUUUUGAAUCGGCCUAUCAGAGGGCUGGUGGGGGCUGAGCUUAGCUAGACCCCACCCCUGUGCUGACCCUCUGAGUGAGACUGGCGCCUCCUGAUGGAUCAGGGUGGUAGCGAGCAGCCUGGGGUGGAGGAGCCAGAUUCUGGGGGUCGUGCAGAGCGAGAGGUGAGCAGAAGGGCGUCUGAGCCUGAUCAUGGCCUGUCCAAAAUUACCCACAAUGCCUUGGAGAACAUGGGUGCGCUGGGCCACGGCCUGAAGCAGUUCUUCCAACCUCAGCGCAGACGCUCGUCCGUCUUGCCGUACGACUCUUCCUCCACAGGCCUUAUCCCUGAGCCCCUCGACUCGGGGGCAGAGCUGGGGGAAGCGCCUGCCAUUACGGUCGCCACCCCUAACUCUGACCCCCACGCUUCCGCCCCCCCUGCAGCUCUGAGCCGUGUGCUGCAGCAGAUUCGAGGCCCCCCCAUGAUGAAGAGAGGGACCAGCCUGCAAAGCCGGCGCAGCAAGGCAGGGGGGGUGGGGGAGCCCCCCCAGAAAGGCAGCCCCCAGAUCCACAGGCGCAGCACCCAGGAAACCUUGCUGCAGGCAGGACGGCCACGCUCCUCUUCCACCACGGAUACACCCAGCAGUCCAGCUUUGGCAGACAUGUUGUUGACCUCGGGGUAUCUCUCCACCGAGGAGUCUGAACGGCAAGAUCGUAUGGAAGGUUCUGGCCCAGCCGUAUCUCCUAACGCUCUGUCAGGCAGUUCAGAUGUCGGUCAGUAUGGCGUAGAUUCAGUGGACGGCACCCCAGACCCUCAGCGCACCAAGCAGGCCAUCGCUCAGCUCCAGCAGAAGAUCCUCAAACUCACGGAGCAGAUCAAAAUCGAACAAACGGCAAGAGACGACAAUGUAGCCGAGUACCUAAAGCUGGCAAACAACGCAGACAAACAGCAGAGCGCCCGCAUCAAGCAGGUGUUCGAGAAGAAAAACCAGAAGUCUGCCCAAACCAUCCAGCAACUACAGAGGAAGCUUGAACAUUACCACCGCAAGCUCAGAGAGGUGGAGCACAAUGGAAUACCACGGCAGCCUAAAGAUGUCCUGCGAGACAUGCAUCAGGGUCUGAAGGAUGUGGGGGCAAAGGUGACUGGUGGCCUCUCCAGUAUCUCCCAGGCCACUCACUCCGCCGCAGGAGCAGUUGUGUCCUCUCUUAUCCGCAACAAGUUUGGAAGUGCAGACAACAUCUCUGCCUUAAAGGACUCUCUAGAUGAACAACAAGGGGACGAGCCUUUGCCAAGUGCAGGGACAGCUGUCACCAGGACUCCAGGACCCGGGCAGCUUCAAUCCAGCCCGAAAUACGGCAGCGAGGAUGACUGCUCCAGCGCAACAUCAGGGUCGGCAGGGGCAAACAGCACCACCGGAGCUCCCGGGGGGCCUCCGAGUUCAAAGGGUAAUACACUGGAGCACGGUCAGAGCUCUGGCUUUGAUACACUACUGCACGAGAUUCAGGAAUUGAAGGACAACCAGAAUCGACUAGAAGAAUCUUUUGACAACCUGAAGACUCACUAUCAGAGGGACUACACAGAAAUCAUGCAGGCUCUGCAGGAGGAGAGAUUCAGGUGUGAGCGCCUAGAGGAGCAGUUGAAUGAUCUAACAGAGCUGCAUCAAAAUGAGAUUCUCAACCUAAAGCAGGAACUGGCCAGCAUGGAGGAGAAAAUCGCGUACCAGUCUUAUGAACGAGCCAGAGACAUACAAGAGGCAUUGGAGGCUUGUCAAACUCGCAUCUCUAAGAUGGAGCUUCAACAGCAGCAGCAACAGGUGGUUCAGUUAGAGGGUUUGGAAAAUGCCACGGCACGCACUUUACUCGGCAAACUCAUCAAUGUGCUGCUGGCAGUCAUGGCUGUUCUUCUAGUGUUUGUCUCGACGGUUGCAAACUGCGUAGUUCCGCUGAUGAAAACGCGUAGCCGUACGCUUUCUACGUUGCUCCUUGUUAUAAUCUUGGCUUUCCUGUGGCGGAAUUGGGAAGCCAUGUCCCAGUACCUGGACAGAUUCCUGCAGCACCCCAGAUGACCUGCAAGGGGAGCUGUUGUUGAUUAAUGAAGGGACUGCAGGUCAAGAGCUUUUUUUUGGAGAAUGGAGACUAACACUGCCUCAGUUGCACUUAGUACAGAGGGACCUGGCACAAGAGUGGCGGACAUGGAUGUAUCUUACAACCUCUUAUCUUUCACCGAAGGAGUGAAUUUGUUUACAUUUUAAAGAUCUUUUUCCGUCAACAUAAGUUUUAUUGCCGAGUUUCCUUUUAUUUGUUGUUGGAAAUGAUGCAAGCCGUUUUGUUCAUCGUUACUGUAAUUAUUGUUAGGAUAUACAUUUAUGCAAUUUACAGAGUGUUGCAUUGCAUUGACUUGAGGUUUUAACAUGCACUGGAUGGAGAUUCUUCUCCUCGUUUUUUUACUAACGCAACUACUGUUACUCUUUACAAUCUUUUUACUUUUCUCACUCUCUUCUACUGUCUUCUCUCUGCUCCUUUCAUGUAUAUUUAACUCUGUUCCAUUUCCUGUAUUCAUAACGUCACUUUUCUCACAACCGUUUUGCUGCUGUUUGGACUUCAGAAUGAAUUGGUGAAUGAAGGAAAAGAUGGAUUCUUUUGAAGAGGAGGCACAUGGAGUUUGAUUUGAAUGGGCUUUAAUAGACUGGGCCAAGGAAUCGGAACACUCUUAACCCGAGCAGGCCCAAACUGCCCCAUGCCCCUACUGGCCUGCCCCCUUAUAGGCACAGUUCCCUGAUAUAUGAACUGAAUGAACAUACUUGAAGAGCUAGAAAUGCUCAAAGACUCUCAGUGCUUCCGUACUGUUUCUUAUAGCGACAAUGAAAUGGUCCUUUUUAGUUUUAUUUUUUAUUUUUAAAAUGAAAAGAAUAAAUAUGCUGUUUUAAAAAUGCAA
This is a messenger RNA of Triplophysa rosa, 5562 nucleotides long. It is a transcript of the gene tmcc1b, whose product is annotated as transmembrane and coiled-coil domain family 1b. Gene Ontology annotation, cellular component: endomembrane system. The transcript is spliced from 7 exons. NCBI's taxonomy places the organism in Eukaryota, Metazoa, Chordata, Actinopteri, Cypriniformes, Nemacheilidae. Bases 2744 to 4693 code for a protein of 649 amino acids. The record is from RefSeq and is a predicted model, not a curated record.